AUGGUGAGCACUGCGUCUCGUUUUGCCGUUUGCUGAGGCAUACUUUUCGAUCCUCGUUCCGAAACGAUUGGGCUGAGUUACUGAGAUUGGCUUAUGCAUCCAGUAAAAGUUACACACAUCAAAAGUGUACAUCUAAAAUGGCGGAACUCUUCGCCAAGUAUACUUGUACGAAUUGCCAGGAAGAUAUUCCUGGAAUAAGGGUGCACUGCGUCGUUUGCUCGGAUUUUGAGCUCUGCCUCGCAUGCUUUGGUGCAGGAGCUGAAAUCGGACAGCAUCGCAAUGAUCAUUCUUAUCAGUUUAUGGACUCGGGAAUUCUUUCUAUAUACCGGGGAAAAAAUGGCUGGUCGGCCCGAGAGGAACUUCAUCUAUUGGAUGCAAUUGAACAAUAUGGAUUCGGUAACUGGGAGGACAUAAGCAAACACAUCGAAACGCGUACGCCUGAAGAGGCUAAAGAUGAAUAUGUAACUAAGUUCCUUAAUGGAACUGUAGGACGCCAUACCUGGUCAUUGGCACCUGACCACCGUCCUCAGUUGAUAGAUCACACUUCUGAUGAUACGGGCCCUCUUAGUCAGUUACUUACACAAAAGCUUCCUCCUAUGGACUGUACUAAUGAAGAAGCAGCAGCUUUAGGAUAUAUGCCAAAUCGUGAUGAUUUUGAGCGAGAGUAUGAUCCAACAGCAGAGCAACUCGUGUCCACCCUUACGCUACAACCUGACGAUGAUGAUGUCGAUAUGUUACUAAAAUUGGCUCAAGUUGACAUCUACACCAGAAGACUCCGGGAAAGGGCCAGACGGAAACGAGUUGUCCGUGACUAUCAAUUGGUGGUGAAUUUUUUCCGGGGUAACGCCAAACGAGCCCGUAUGAAUCGUGAUCAACGCGAGUUCCGAGAACGGUUGCGGACUUUCUCUCAAUUCUAUACGUCACAAGAAUUCGAAAGACUGAUUGCCGCUCUUGAGCGAGAACGUAGUCUUCGGAUAAGAUUGUCUGAGUUGAAUAGAUACCGCUGGAACGGACUUCAACGGAAAGACGAAUGCGUUCACUUUGAACAGCAUGCAGCGGCCGCACAGCAUAGAAACACUGGACCUUACGGUCAUGGACGUACGGACAACCGAAACAAAGGCGUCUCAUGCGAAACAACCAAGGGAUCCAUGGCGUUGCCCAGCUCACAAAUAAGAAAAAGCGAAAACGACGGCCGAAAUUUAAAUUCCAUCGGACAAAAGCUCAUGCACCACACCGAAGACCGGGCCUCCUUCGACGGAUCAUUCAGCAGCAGAAAUUACUCGGAUAGCUUACGGGGAACGGAUUCCUCGAAGCAUCAAACUUUUGCCGGUAAUCAGACAUUUCCGGACCCGGCUCAGCAGCCUGGAGCGCAGCUGCUCACGUCAAACGAACUGCAGCUAUGCAAUUCGCUCAACUUGCCAAUCACUCGAUACAUUAGUCUCAAAACUGUAUUGCUUGGGCGGCCUUCUCUGGACCACGGCAUGAGUUCACUGGCAGAGGGAAUGGUGAGAAAGUAUCUCAUUAAAUCGGGCUGGCUGCAAACAAGUCCGCAAAAUUAAAUUAAUUCGAUCUAAAAGGUUUUCCAGAGAUCUCAAUUUGGUAAGCGAUUAGCUAACGCAACAAAAUAGUGGUAAUAACAUAAAUACUGCCAUCUUUCAUACAUAUUCGAUAUGACACUGUAGACGAUCAAAAUAUUGUUAUCUAAUUUAAAAUUUAGUGGGAAUCGUAGAAACCAUUAGGAGACAAAAUAGCUUAACGAAUAUGUACACAUGCGAUGGAUUGUUCCUUCGAAUAACAAUUAUUAGUGAAAAUUAUAAUUUCUACUAGGAACUGCAGAAAUUUUUAUCUUGUGACAUUGUCGAUCGUGUUGAAAAUAGCCAGCAUAAUAAAUUCUUGUCAUGAAAA
This is a messenger RNA of Malaya genurostris, 1905 nucleotides long. Its product is annotated as transcriptional adapter 2B-like. The coding region runs from base 138 to 1559 and encodes 473 amino acids. NCBI's taxonomy places the organism in Eukaryota, Metazoa, Arthropoda, Insecta, Diptera, Culicidae. The record is from RefSeq and is a predicted model, not a curated record. Gene Ontology annotation, molecular function: zinc ion binding; transcription coactivator activity; chromatin binding. The transcript is spliced from 5 exons. Gene Ontology annotation, biological process: chromatin remodeling; regulation of transcription by RNA polymerase II. Gene Ontology annotation, cellular component: nucleus; SAGA-type complex.